CGUCAGCGCACUGACGUGGACGGCCGCAUUUGUGUUAGUCUGUGCCUCGUUUGACAGCCACUGAAAAAAAUAUUUCGCGCGUUUUUGACAGCUGCAAACGAACUUUGUGCGCGUUCGAAAAUCAAACUUUUCUAAAUGUGUUACUGUAUUAUAUUGUACUGAAGGUGGAUUUUGUUCGAUCUGUGCUAAUUAUUUGGCUGAACUGGCCGUUGAGACGUUAUUAAGUGAUGAAUCAGCGAACGCCGGCUAAUUAACAGCGUCACUGCUACGAAAACAAAUCUUGUACUUCCGAUAUUUUAUAGCUUGGAUAUUUCGCGAGAUCCGGUCCUGGGACGGCAGCAAGCUGUUUUACCCUUAUUUGAAAACGUCUUCCCUCCAAAGGGACUUCCUAUUUGCCAGUGGCUCCGACGAAUCGGGAUGCGAGGCUGAUAUGUUGGAGAGUGCAGAGGUGGGACGGCACUCCCCGUCCCGGCCUCAGCAAGAGCCCAUCAACCUUAAGAAUGAGCAGGCGGAGUCGGACCGGGAAAGCGGCGCGAGUUCGCCGGAGGGCGGCGGGCCGCGCGCGCAGGUAGCCGAACCGCGCACGCCGUCGCCGCGCGCGCGCACGCCGCACCAGCCGCACUUGAAUGGCUCCAUGGCGUCGAUGUUCCAAAACCUCCAGAACCUGGCGAACAUGCAGCAAGGCAUGCCGAUGUCGCAGCAGCAGAUGUCACAACAGAUGUCCCAGCUGGCGGCCAACCUGCAGGGCCUGACGUCCAUGCCCAACCCGGUCAUCAACUCGCCUCUCAAUUUGAGCGUUAGUGCACCAGGGAUGGGAUCGCCAAACCCAGUGAGCAACAACAACAUGCUGCCCCCAGCGAUGCCCUCGCCCAUGCCACAACUGAUCCUGGCUUCAGGUCAGCUUGUUCAGGGCAUCCAGGGCGCUCAGUUGCUAAUACCGACCUCACAAGGAAUAGCCACGCAAACGAUCCUCACGAUACCGGUCAACCACGUGAACUCGAACGAUCAAAUGGUGAACUUAGCGCUGAAUAAUGGCCAAGUGGUGUCUACGUCGCUCGCCAACCUCCAAGCGAUGGCCCAACCUCACCAGCUCCUCAACUCCAAUCCGCAGCAAACGCAAAACAUUCGACCGAACAUGUUAAACCCGACCCUGUCGAACGCGCUCCUGAACCCCGGCUUGCCAAACUUCUUGUCCAACGGUGCGACAAAUGCCCAAGAGUUACUCCAGGCGUUACAGCAACAGCAGCAGCCGCAAGGGAAUCACAACCUUCUGCAGACGGUACAACAGAACAAUAUGCCGCAGCAGAUGCAAGGGCGGCGAUCGUCGUCGCCCCGACCGGACCGGCAUUAUAAGGAGAGGGAAAAUUUCGAAAGGUUCGCAGGCGGAUCUAGAGAAAGGAACGAACGGGAAAACGCAGGCGCAGCGGCAAUGAACAGUAUUAAUAGGCUUACAGCAUCAAACGGUGAGAUCACAAUCACGACAUCGCACGCGAACGCCGGACCGGGCAGCAGCACGGGCAGCGUCGGCUCCGGGCCUAACGCGUCACCCCACGCGCCGGUCAAACUGUCUCCAGGCUCCGUGAAGUCACCCUCGCAUGAAGAGAACGAUCUGCUCGCUGAUUCGCCAAAUCAACCAACGAUCAGUCAGUCAUCAGGGAAUGUGGUCGACGGCAUCAACCUAGAAGACAUAAAGGAAUUCGCAAAAGCUUUCAAAUUGCGACGACUCGGCUUAGGACUAACCCAAACGCAAGUGGGGCAGGCGCUUUCCGUCACCGAAGGACCAGCUUACAGUCAAAGCGCCAUUUGCAGUGCCCUGGCUUCGCAGAUGCUAGCAGCUCAACUGUCUUCACAACAACAAAACAUAUUUGAGAAAUUGGAUAUAACACCAAAAAGUGCGCAGAAAAUCAAACCGGUGCUUGAACGUUGGAUGAAGGAAGCCGAGGAGAGGUAUGCGUCCGGUCAGAACCAUUUGACGGACUUCAUCGGAAUGGAGCCGAGUAAGAAAAGAAAACGGCGAACAUCCUUCACUCCACAAGCGUUAGAGCUACUCAACGCACAUUUCGAACGAAACACCCAUCCGUCUGGUACCGAAAUCACUGGUCUUGCACACCAACUAGGAUACGAGCGUGAAGUUAUCAGAAUAUGGUUCUGCAACAAACGUCAAGCCUUAAAAAAUACCGUGCGGAUGAUGUCGAAAGGCAUGGUCUAAAAGUUCUCUGUUAUGUUUAUUCCUAGCCAUGCAUUUUGUCGAUGUUUGUUCUGACAUGACAACACUAAAUUUCGCCACUUCGAAGGCUUAUCGAAUGAAAUUAGGGAUGCAUUAAAUAUCAAUAUCGAUAAAUUUAAAAGUGUUUUGUUUUAUCAAGCAAGUAAUGUUCUUUAUUGUUUGAUUUAAAAUUGUAACAAUAAUUUCGUCUAUUAUUUCUUUUUAAUGUAAUUCUAAUCUGGCCUUAACUCGAAUCUUGAUAUGAUUCCAGCCAAGUUUAGAGGAGUAAUAAGUUUUAAUAAAAUAUUUAUGUAAAAUAAAACAUUUUGACUGAUAUACUCGUCUUGAUGUAGCUACUUUUACAAUGGUAUAAAUGGUUCGUAGAAUAACAUAGGUGUUUAGUACAAAAUUGAGCCUGUGGCUUUUAUAACAAUACUCUGUUCUGAAUAGCUGUUUUAAAAAACAAGAUUUUUGUAAACCUCCAUGAUUUACAAAUAUUUAGAGAAGCAUGUCUUACAAAUUACGUUUAAUUUUUUGUGAUUUCUUUUUAUUAUUAUAAUUAAAGAUGCAUUUUGUAAAUAAGUACAAUACAUGGAAAUCUCAGCGUUAAAAAUAGUACUAGAUAUAUUAAUUUAUUGAAAUACUCUGAGUUGUUUUGUUCUACUUAGCAAAUGAUGCACCUUAUAGUUUAGAAAUAAAAUAAUAUCAAUAUUAUGGAAGUAGAUAAUGUGUCGUCAGUCUUAGUGACCUACAAGUUUAUCGAAUCUUAGUUUUUUGUUAAUAGAUAGAUAUUAAAAACGAUGUGUAUAAAAUAAUUGAAUGCAUUAUCGUAAAUUGUAAAUAUUGUUCGCGUAAUUUUAGUUUAUUAAAAUGUAUUAUUAGUUUUAUGUACCUAUAAGAUAAGUUUUUAGCUUUGUAAGAUUUUGUGUAAUUAUACAAGUUGGAUAUUUGUUGCGAUAUUUAAUAAUAAUUUUCUUAAUGCCUUUAUUUCAGAAUUUUGCCUAAAUGAUUACGUUUUGUUUGAGUACAAGUUUCUUAAAAUACACCUAACAGAAGGUCUGACUUGAAUUAAAUGUUUAACUGUUGCAUAUUUUUUGGGUAACCAACAAACUAAUAAAAUUACCUCGCAUUUGGAAAGUAGAUUUUGAAAUAUUAUUAUAGAAUUUUCAAAAAAUUUAAAAAUUUAUAUUUGAUUUAAGUAUUGAAAUACCCAAAAAGUAUGCAAAGUAUAACUCGCCGUUGUAUAUCUACACUGCAAGCAUUUUGCAGACUACCCUCAGAACUCAGCACUUUUCUUUCCCCUCGAACCUUUUCAAUGCCAUAGAAAACAUGAUAUAAAUAGCCACAUCCAUACAUUUUUUAUUGAGUUUUUGUAAUGUGCAUGUAAUGUUCAUUCGUACUAAAAUUUGGACUAAGGACCUACUGUUAAAUGUAUUACCGUAGUUAUAAGGAUGUAAUUUAAAGUAUGUUAAUGACCAAUGAAAACCAACUUGUGAUCAAUAAUAUUUGUACUGUUACCUACUACUUAACAAGAGUCGUUAAAAAAUAAUAUUAUUAAAAAUAUUGAACAUAUUUUUCGGCUGUUGAAAAAAUUGUAAAUACAAUAUUAAGGAUAAUAAAACUAUUUGGAUUAAUAUUUAGGAACAAAAGGAAAAAAUAUUAUCAAAAUUUAUAUUUUCAAAAAUUAUUACAAAUGCAAAAAAUGUGUAUUUAAAAGUGGAAGGUUCGGCCAUAAUCAAAAUUACUAAAUGACGGAUUUUUUACGACUUAUGCACAUCACUACACCCACAGAUAACAACAGUACGGUAAACAGUUAUUCAAAAGUGCAAUGCGAUACUGUACGUAAUCUGUACUUAUUAAUAAGGAAUCAGGUUUUUCUUUAACUCAAUAAGCCAAUUUAAUUAAAUCUACUUAUUAAUAGUUAAUAUAGAAUGUAAUGUUUACUGUCUGACGCUAUUGAUACAAUCUGUUUAAUUACCAUUAAUAUAAUCGAUACUCUUAAUCAAAUCGAUUCAAACCAUAUUAAUAAUACAUGUACAAUAGUGCUUUUAUAUCAAUAAAUAAGGAAAAAUCUGAUUCUCCUCAAACAUUAGCGUAAUAGAAGCAGCAUAGAAUGCUAAGUACAAAAUAAUUAAUUAACUAUAAAACUGCUAGUCCGUUACAUUAAAUAAAAUUUAUUAUAAUUGUAUUACACGGCAAGAUCGCAUUGCACCCUGGUUUUCAUGAUACGCAAGUAUUUAAUAGUAAUAAUAGUUUAAAAUUACGGAAAUCUACUACACAUAACUUCAUCUGUAACACAUAUUCAAACCAAACUGUAACAGUAUCUAAUAGUGUAUUAAUUUCUCUUCCUGUAAUGGUACCGAUUGAAUGACUAUGGCUGCUGGAUUAUGAAGAAGUGCAGAUUAAAGGCAGAUAACUGUUUGAA
Colias croceus (clouded yellow) is the source of this 4631-nucleotide messenger RNA. RefSeq names its product POU domain, class 6, transcription factor 2 (gene pdm3). Gene Ontology annotation, biological process: regulation of transcription by RNA polymerase II. The transcript has 13 exons. Bases 431 to 2209 code for a protein of 592 amino acids. Gene Ontology annotation, molecular function: RNA polymerase II cis-regulatory region sequence-specific DNA binding; DNA-binding transcription factor activity, RNA polymerase II-specific. The record is from RefSeq and is a predicted model, not a curated record. NCBI's taxonomy places the organism in Eukaryota, Metazoa, Arthropoda, Insecta, Lepidoptera, Pieridae.